This is a messenger RNA of Penicillium roqueforti, 1770 nucleotides long. RefSeq names its product fungal specific transcription factor domain-containing protein. Bases 1 to 1770 code for a protein of 589 amino acids. Lineage: Eukaryota; Fungi; Ascomycota; Eurotiomycetes; Eurotiales; Aspergillaceae. The transcript has 5 exons. Gene Ontology annotation, biological process: DNA-templated transcription; regulation of transcription by RNA polymerase II. The record is from RefSeq and is a predicted model, not a curated record. Gene Ontology annotation, molecular function: DNA-binding transcription activator activity, RNA polymerase II-specific; RNA polymerase II cis-regulatory region sequence-specific DNA binding; zinc ion binding. Gene Ontology annotation, cellular component: nucleus.
AUGACCCACUUAAAAGGACAAGAAGCUAUUACCAAGUUCUAUGGGUAUAGCUAUCCUCUGAACUUUUACCAACAGUUUACCGAGCUCCGACCCUACAUCGUUCAAAUCAAGACCAGAAACCCGGCGAUCAACACCCUUCGUGACGAAAUUUACCCUUUGGCCAAUGAUGAUUAUCGGCUUCGUCCGUUGUCCAAUGAUACUACUGUGCCUGGAGACAGAGACACUCUGAGACAAUUGAUUCCCAUAAAACCGAUUGCGGACACAUUGGUACAGACAUAUAUCGACAGAUUCGAGAUCAUACACCGAGUACUCAAUAUAUCGACUUUCAUAGCUGAUUACAAUCGUCACUGGGCCAGUCCACUUUGCACGCCCGCUUCUUUUUUGGUGCAAUUCCUCUUAGUGGCAGCAGCCGCUUCAAGCUUUCAUCCCGAAAUAUGCAUUGACGUUAUGAAUCAGCAAACCGUUCAUGACCAUGCACUUGAUUGGAUUGAGGCUGCAGAAUCAUGGCUCAACUCGACUAAUCAGCCUCCUCAAUCCUGGGACACCUUGGCGACCCAUUGUCUCUUGCUCAUUGCGAAGCGUGCAAACUAUAUCCAAGAGGGUUCAUUCUGGACAUACGCCGGGGCACUGGUCCGGUGGGCUAUGGCAGCAGGAUAUCAUCGUGAAUCUCCCUCGACAGCGAGAAUAUCACCAUACUAUCGAGAGAUGCGUCGGCGCUUGUGGAUGACGAUCGUUGAGCUCGAUAUCCAGGCCUCUGUUGAACGGGGGAUGCCCCUAAGCGUCGGAAUGGAAGAUUUCAACAUAAAAUCACCGCUGAAUAUCAACGAUGACGAGCUACAAAAGUCGGGCCAAGAUCCUCUGGAAGGUAUGCCCCUCGCCACAUUCACGGACACGUCUUUCCAGGCACAUAUGUACCGCUCUUUGCCUGUCAGAUUGAAAAUAUGUGCCUUAGUCAAUGGAUGUCGCGAGCAAGAUGAUUUUGACCGGGUCUUGCACCUUGGAGAGGAGAUAGAAGAAGCACUCCACGAUAUUCCAGAAUGGAAAAAUCCCCAGAACAAUCCGCGACAACAGCAGACCACGAUGUACGUGAAGAGAUUGUUGAGCAUUCACCUGUACCAGUAUACACUCUUGCUGCACAUCCAGUUCGCGAUCCAAACUCGUCCCUCAUUCAAAUCUGCAGUCUGCCGACGUGCGAGAUUGGAGGCAUCCUCGAAGAUUCUUGAUCAUUACCAAAAGCUUAUACAUGAUGAGAAAGUACCUGAACAAGCUUGUAGGAUUGGAUUACUACUUGCUGCACUGAAUAUCUGCCAUGAAAUAUACAUAAACUUUGGGCCUCACGCUUUAAAUGGGUCGGCUACCAUGACAAUAUUUCCCGAAGUUUCCACAUUUCUCGUGGCAACUGUUGAGCAUGUACUACAGAUUUUGGAAAAGAGGCUCAAUUUGACAUUUCACGGAUUGAGCGAAUAUUACUUACUCAGUAUGAUAAUUGGAUUAGUCAAGUCCAAGCUGUGGCCAGAGUCAGCCGCAACAUCCGACAAAGAGGCAGCAGAUAGAGUGAUCCGAAUCUGCACAAUACUGCAGACGCGGCGGGCUGUCAUUCAGCCAGAUCACUCUCUGCUAGGUUCAGCUGAUAAUGGAGGUCUACGUGGGCUUAACUUACCAGAAGAUCCGAGCUCUAUGAUUCCUGACGAUGAACUUCUCAACUCAAUGUUUCCGGAGGAUUUAGGUUUCAUGAAUGAUAGUACUGAUUUUGGGUUCUUCCAUGUAUAA